CCGAACAAUUGAGUGGACAUGCAGGAAUCCCACCAACCGAAGACUGCCUCCAGAUGAGAAUCAAUCUCAGACGAUGUCCUUGGCCGGGACAUAGCAGUCUCUUGAUACGAAUAAGUAUUCUCGCUGCCCCAAUCUUGCAUGUAGGGUACCUCGAAGGAGAGCUAACGGUUGAUGCUCAACAUGGUUCAGAUAUCGGUAACAGCGCUUCUCCUACCGCUCACGCUAGCCUCUGCUCUUCCAAAGAGAGCCACCGUCCUGAUUCCGAAAAGCGUUUUCGACAGCACAACCUCCCUCGAGCAAUACUUCACAUACAACUACCCAUGGGGAGGUAACACCCACAAUGGCGGCGCCCGCAUGGAUAAAGAGCACGUUGCAAUCUCCCCUCCGGGUACCCUCAAAAUCACUGCUCAGCCCGUCAAAGGUCAGCCUCCUGCAACCCACGGCGGGAAGCAGAUACCCAUCAACUACCUCUCCGGCGCCGUAGGAGCAAAGCAGCAUUUCAAUGUUCCCAAAGGAGGCGGACUCGUGUUUUCAGGAUCUUUCCAGGCCACAGCCACAAAGGGGACAUGGCCCGCUUUCUGGCUCACUGCCGUCAACGGCUGGCCACCUGAGAUCGAUAUGGCGGAGUGGAAGGGCAGUGGCAAGAUUAGCUUCAAUACCUUCAACACGAGCAGUGUGUUGUCUUGGAAGGAUGUGGCAUACAAUAAUCCGAGCCAGUUCCACGAUAUCACGUGUGAGCUGCGGGAUGUGAAUGGGAAGGAUACGCAGGUGAAGUUCUGGAUGGAUGGGGCGUUGCAGGCAACACAUGUGGGGAAGGAUUAUACGGGGAAGCCGUUCUAUCUGAUAAUCAACCUGCAAAUGGAGGGUUCGAGCGGUAAACCGGGACCGACAACUAACACGACUUACUCGGUGAAAAACCUGGAGGUGACGACACUCUAAGAUGUAAGCAUGGGCGUGCAGCUGGGAGCCCGACUCAGCUAUUCAUGUUAUAUAGGGCACUAAUAGAUGUUGGUUUUGGUCGUACACCUUGCCUAGGAACGAGACCACGAUCUAUGAAGUGCGGUAAUGCGUGCGAAGCGGUAGUCGCCGGUGAAAGACGGGCUCCAGAAAAGGCCCUGAUAUCCCCCACACGGCACAGACUGAGUCCGUUGGUUA
Molecule: messenger RNA, 1155 nt
Organism: Westerdykella ornata
Lineage: Eukaryota; Fungi; Ascomycota; Dothideomycetes; Pleosporales; Sporormiaceae
Exons: 3
Coding region: 172-939 (255 amino acids)
Biological process (GO): glucan catabolic process
Molecular function (GO): hydrolase activity, hydrolyzing O-glycosyl compounds
Source: RefSeq, a predicted model, not a curated record